Molecule: messenger RNA, 2452 nt
Organism: Suillus paluster
Lineage: Eukaryota; Fungi; Basidiomycota; Agaricomycetes; Boletales; Suillaceae
Exons: 12
Coding region: 53-2275 (740 amino acids)
Biological process (GO): actin cortical patch localization; actin filament organization; endocytosis
Cellular component (GO): actin cortical patch
Molecular function (GO): ubiquitin binding; phosphatidylinositol binding
Source: RefSeq, a predicted model, not a curated record
GAGGUGAAGCUUGUAGUCCUCAUCCAUCUACUCCCAAGCUCAAUUCCUACCAAUGAAGAAACUAUUCGGGCGGGACAAAGCAAAGCAGCAAAAGGUAACGUCGCAUAGAGAUGCUGAUGUUGUCAUCGACGAUGAUGCACCACCUAUGCGCCCCCCGCGCCCCUCAGAAGACCACCGUGACUGGGAGAUGCUAUCUGACCCCCCUGUCCCUUCUAGUCCGUAUCCUCAGUUUGCAGUGCCUCCAACGAUACCAAGUCGCUCGUCUUCUCUUGCUUCGCUCCCACCUAUCCGCCACAGGUCACACUGCCCCCACCCCCAGACUAAUAACCCAAACCCAACCCAUACCGUGCGGAGAGACGGACGCAAGAUUCAGAAGGCGCAGCCUGCACCUGCUGUACUCGGUAUACUGAAGUCCCUUGAUCCACACUUGGACCUCGCCCUUCAACAUUCCCACUCACACCACGGCCAUGAAGUAUCAGACGAUUACAGGGACAGGGCAGAGAAGAAGGAGAGGAAGAGUUUCUGGGACGGAAUUAUGCGUGACAGGGACAGGGACAAAGAUAAAGACAGGGAGCGUGGACGUGAUAAAGAGCGUGAAACUCGUGAGAAGGAAAAGGAACGAGAAAAGGAGAGGGAGCGAGAAAAGGACAAGGAACGCAUUUGGCGCGAGGAGGAUAACCCCUCAGAGCUUACGCGCAUGAUCGGGUACCUUACAGCAACUUCAUCGGAGGACUGGACCCUUGUGCUCGAGGUCUGCGAGCGCGCGUCUUCUAAUGAAGCGAAUGCAAAGGAGGCUAUGAAAGCCCUCAGGAGAGAAUUCAAAUAUGCAGAACCCAAAUCUCAAUUAUCUGCUGCAAGGUUAUGGGCAAUAAUGCUCCGCAACGCCUCCGACAUCUUUCUUACUCAGAUCAGCUCCCGUAAAUUCAUUGACACCCUCGAGGACGUGCUCAUAAGCUCAAGAACCAGCCCCGUCGUCAGAGAACGACUAAUGGAGGUGCUUGCCGCUGCAGCGUUCAUCACCAGUUCACGUCCUCACCCCUCACCCAAAUCCGAACCAUCGCCGUUUUCACUCAAAGAUCGCGACCGUGAUAGGGACGGUUUCCGUGCACUAUGGACGCGAUUGAAACCUGCUGACAAGCCCGAUGUGGGCAUUCCCUUCGACACAGAGGAUGCUAUGUUUAGCCCUCCCAUCGUUCCAACGCGUCCGCCGAUAGGGGAGCGGCCGUCAAGGAAGAGCCUCCAUCAGCGUGGCGUUAUUCCUCCUGAAGAGGACAUGAAGCGUUUGUUCCAGGAAUGCAAAAUCGCAAAAGGAAAUGCGAAUGUCCUUUGCGAAUUGCUUACAUACACGAAACCGGAAGCAGAUAGAAGGGAGCCUAAUACCGGUACGUGUGAUCUCUCAGAAUUUUUGUCAAAAUGCCGCGCGUCGCAAGAACUCAUAUAUACCCAAAUCCCAUGGGCAUCUGCAGGCGCUGAACGAUCACGCCUUGACCGAGAAAGGAAUGCAGAAGGAAACGGACGUACGAAAUCGCAGCUUGACCUUCAAUUCAGUUCUCCACCGAGUCGUGAUUACCAUGGCGGGGAUGCGAAAUUAUAUAAUGCAGAUGGAGAGGAGCAGACUGCGGAGGAGGAGCUUCUUGGCGCGUUGCUUGAAGCGAAUGAGGCGCUGUUUGGGGCGAUGAGGAUGUAUGAUGAUGCUAUGCGGGUUGCGGAGGAGCGGGUGGCCGUUGAAAUUAGUAGGAGGGAUGUGAAGAUGGACCGAAGACACAUCGAAAAUGAGUACCUUGGAGAAUCUCACCACGAUUAUGGUGGUUCCUCACGCACGCCAUCACCGAUGCCAUCGCCACCUGGCUCGCCCCGACCUCGUUCGCCUGCAUUCCCGUCACGCCCACCCUCGCCAGAUAGGGGUGGUCUCGUACGUGCAUCAAGGGGGAAUUCGCUGGAAAGUAUGGGUGGUGCUUUGGAACGGCUGCACAUGGAGGAUAACGAUGUAGAUGAAGAAGAGGUUACAUCUCCCAUACGACCAAGCGCGAAGGCGCUUGGGAAGAGGAGGGUCGUUGAGGAAGCCGAAGAUGAACAAUACGACUCGAGUGACUUGUACUACGAGCCGAGGCGCGAAUCCGUUGCACUGGACUCAGAUGAGGAAACACGCGGUGGGGAUCAUGCAAAUGCCUUAUGGGGAAGACCUACGCAAUACGUGUAUGACGCGGCUGCUGAGCGCACGGCGCAGCAUCUGCGAGAAGGUAGAGUGAAUGUAGCUGUGAAUGGGGUGCAUUAGGGUUCUUUUGAUAAUUGGCACUUGUGGUUCUGCUACUAAUCUGUCUCGAGCUUCAUUUUAAGUACUUGUGGUUAGAGAAGAUGUCCAUUUCAUUCCUUCACAUCAUGUUCAACCAAUUUGUAUAUUAGCUUCUGUAGUCAAUCAUCCAACCCUGCUAUUUAUGUUUUCUUUUGGAAC